Messenger RNA from Calliphora vicina (urban bluebottle blowfly), 1038 nucleotides. It is a transcript of the gene Coq5, whose product is annotated as ubiquinone biosynthesis protein COQ3, mitochondrial. Gene Ontology annotation, molecular function: methyltransferase activity. NCBI's taxonomy places the organism in Eukaryota, Metazoa, Arthropoda, Insecta, Diptera, Calliphoridae. Gene Ontology annotation, biological process: ubiquinone biosynthetic process. Bases 38 to 931 code for a protein of 297 amino acids. The transcript has 3 exons. The record is from RefSeq and is a predicted model, not a curated record.
UUAUAAAAUUUCAUAAUUUAUUAAAUUUUCUUAAAAAAUGAAUGUAACACGCUAUUUAAAGUUAUUUAAAAACUUUACACCAAAUUCCUUUAAAUAUGUAGCAAGUUUAAGAUUAGCUAGUCACAGCGCCAACACGGCAGAAAGUUCUAAAGAGGGUACCACACAUUUUGGUUUCCAAACUGUUAAAGAGGAGGAAAAGCAACAGAAAGUGCACAAAGUUUUUGAAGAUGUGGCCAAAUCCUAUGACCUCAUGAACGAUGCUAUGUCCAUGGGCAUACACCGUUUGUGGAAAGAUAUGUUUAUAGAGAGAUUAGGACCCACACCCGGCACUCGUUUAUUGGAUAUGGCGGGUGGUACUGGUGAUAUUUCAUUUAGAUAUUUAAAAUAUUUACAAAAUCAAGCCAAUCCCCAGCAAAAACAAAGUCAUGUUACUGUAUCAGAUAUUAACCAACAUAUGCUGGAUGUGGGCGAGGAAAGAGCCAAACGUUUGGGUCUAACCCAAGAGAAAUUACCUAAUGUUAGCAUAGAAUGGAAAUGUGCUAAUGCUGAGGAGUUACCAUUUGCCGAUAAUACCUACAAUGCCUAUACCAUUGCAUUUGGUAUAAGAAAUUGCACACACAUAGACAAGGUUUUAAGUGAAGCUUAUCGUGUUUUGCAGCCAGGCGGUCGUUUCAUGUGUUUGGAAUUUAGCCAUUUGGAAAAUGAUACCAUGCAAUGGCUAUAUGAUCAAUAUUCCUUUCAAGUCAUACCACCCAUGGGUCAAAUAUUGGCCGGCCAAUGGCAGCCUUAUCAAUAUUUAGUAGAAAGUAUACGUAAAUUUCCUAAACAAGAGGAUUUUAAGUGUAUGAUUGAAAAGGCUGGCUUCGAAAUGGUUCGUUAUGAGAAUUUAUCAUUUGGUGUUGUUAGUAUUCAUUCUGGUUUUAAGUUGUAACCUUUGUAGUUAUGUAUUAAGAAAUGUUAUUUAAUGUACAAAAUGUUAUUGUAUUAGAAUUUGUAUAAGAUAAACAAACGAUUUAAUAAAAACUAAUUUAAAAACGA